Molecule: messenger RNA, 2841 nt
Organism: Tigriopus californicus
Lineage: Eukaryota; Metazoa; Arthropoda; Copepoda; Harpacticoida; Harpacticidae
Product: molybdate-anion transporter-like
Exons: 2
Coding region: 1200-2591 (463 amino acids)
Biological process (GO): molybdate ion transport
Cellular component (GO): membrane
Molecular function (GO): molybdate ion transmembrane transporter activity
Source: RefSeq, a predicted model, not a curated record
GAUUGCCACACUACAUUUUUCUUGAAUUUCCUUCACUUAACAUGCCUUAUAUGUGAGUGCAUGGAGUAUGGCACGGUUAAUGACAUUUGGGCUUGUGCAUUGCCCAAUCUGUCCAGCUACAAUUUGAUUGAUUGAUUGAUUUCAUUUCAUGAAUGAUUUUUUCAGCAAAUAAGCAUAUAGUUUUGAUACCUUUUGUAAGCGUGUUCUUGAGCAUAUAUUCCUUUGGUCCUUGGUUAGCAGAAGUUUGUUGUCAUCAGAAAGUGGACAGGAAAUUGGGAAAUGAGAUUGCUUUUUUUUUUCAAGGCUGAAAAGGGGUAAUUUGGCAAAAAAACACUGUCUCUCAAACUGCAGAAAUUGACGAUCAAGCAUUGUCAUACUGUCAAACCUACUUGUUUAUCUUAUCAAUUAGGGUCAUUUUUCCAAAGCCCGCCCAAGAAGAGGAAUUUUAUACAAAUAGUUUUCAACUGUAAAAAGAUAACCCAAUGAGCGUCGGUUGUGAUGUCGACAACGUUCCGUUUAAGACUUUUUUUAAGCUAUUGGGAAAUUUGAGAACAAGCCCAAGUUUGACACUUCAGCGUGAGUCAAUCAGCCUGAAAUAUUGGGGUCUUAUUUUUUUUUAUUUUUAAAUAACUUACGAGCUACACCAAUGUCAAUUUUUUGAAAUGGGGUGGUUAAGUCAUGAAUUGCCCCUCAUGGCCAAGGUAACUUUUUUUUGUGAAUUUGGUUAUCACUCUUGGAAACAUAAUCCUGAUAUCCCCCACAUUUCAAGAAGAAAAACAUAUCUUUCCUACAUAACUCAACAUUCAUCUACGAUCUGAUCCACCAAGUCGGUAGAAAUGCCACCAAAUACAGAGACUCCAGUGAGUGACAAGCAAAUCAAUUCUUUUCGCACAAAGCCACAGGUAAUCAUCGGUCUUGAACAACUGUAUGGAUUAUCCAAGCCAAAGAAAUUCGGUCACCCUCUGGCCCAGAUAAGAGUUUGAGAUUUGCCAGCUCCUCAAGAAAACAAGAAGCAGAAAAUCGCCGGCGUUCACCUUUCUGCUGUUCUAAUCUGGCGUGUCCAUGUCCCGCGCUUCUUCUUAGACGCUCCCUGAUCCGAGCUUGGAUGCGGGAUCUGGAUUCGGUUGACGUCAUCUCUUGCACUCUCGCUCCAUCUCUCUGUCUACUCUGACUCGAUCGAGGAGGAAGCUUCAACGUCCAUGUCCCCAUCCUCAGUCAGCAACUGGCUCACCAUGGAUACAGCCUUUUUUGGCGGGUUCUUCGUCCUGGCCGUGAUCGCGCUGAUCAUGAACCUGCGGGCCCGCAACACGGAUCAUCAGCGCCAAUCCGUGUCUAACGCUAAUUUCUUGACGUUUCAACGCAGCUUCUUUUUCGUGUACUUCCUGGCCUUGAUCGGCGAUUGGCUCCAAGGGCCGUAUGUGUACAAAUUGUACGAGUAUUAUGGAUUCCGGGAAUCCCAAAUUGCCGUGUUGUACGUGGCCGGAUUUGGUUCCUCGGUGGUGUUUGGCACGGCCACGGGCCCAUUGGCGGAUAUGAUUGGUCGGAAGAAAAUGGCCAUUGUCUUUUGCAUCUCCUAUACCAUUUGCUGCCUCACCAAACUCAGUCCCAACUAUUGGAUGCUCAUGUUUGGCCGGAUCUUGGGCGGCAUCUCGACGUCCAUGUUGUUUUCCACCUUCGAAUCUUGGUAUGUUCACGAACAUACGGAGCGAUACGGAUUCCCGGCGGAAUGGAUCGGGGUCACCUUCUCCACCACGACCUUUUGGAACGGUUUCUUGGCUAUCACGGCCGGGGUGAUUGCCAAUUUCACGGCUGAAGGCUUGGGUUAUGGGCCGGUGGCUCCGUUCGUGGUGGCCGUGUUUCCACUGGUGAUCUGCGGCUUUGUGGUGGCCCGCACCUGGCCCGAGAACUAUGGGAAUCGCACGCAUCGCCUGGCUGCCUCCUGUAUGGAUGGAUUCAAGACCAUCUUGAACGAUCGGAAGAUCCUCUAUCUAGGGGGAGUCCAGACCAUGGUGGAAUCCUGCAUGUACAUCUUCGUGUUCCUGUGGACCCCGGUCUUAAACCCGGCCCAUCCGCCCUUGGGCAUGGUUUUUGCCUGUUUUAUGGUGGCCAUCAUGAUCGGAUCCUCUUUGUACAAUCUGCUUUUGGCUAAAGGCUACAAAGCCGAGGAGGUGCUCCGAUUGUGCUUGGUCAUCAUCAGCUUGAGUAUGGGCGUGUGCUCGUUCACCGGAGGACCCAAAGUCAGUCUGAGCUACACAUUCGUCACCUAUUUGGCCUUUCUGGUCCUGGAGGUCGGCAUUGGCAUCUACUUUCCGGCCAUAUCAUACUGCAAGUCCCAAGUGAUCCCGGAAUCCCAUCGAGCCAAUGUCAUGAAUUGGUUCCGAGUGCCCAUGAACGUCAUCACGUGUGCCACAUUGCUUUGCUUGCACAUCCCGUGGAUCUCCGAGGACAAACGAAUCGUCUUUGUGGCUUGCUUUGGAUUGGCUCUAUCCGGCGUAAUUUUGGCCACUAGAUUCAUUGCGACAUUCCAGGAAUCCAAGUCCAAUUUGAUUGUGGAUGAGUCCAAGCAGAGCCUUAUCGAAAAUGGGGACUAAAAAAAAAACAAAUACAGAAAAUCAAUUGUUAGACGAAAGUAUCGCUAACGAGUAUCCGAUGUGAUAUCGAAUACAUGACUCUGUAAUUAUUGAAUAUGAUAUGUGAUAAAUCCUGCCCACCCGCCUUAGCACAAUCUUGUACUCUGUACAUAAAUCGUGAACCCAUUGUGAUAAAAACCUUGUUUUGAAUGUGAUUGAUGAGUUUAUUGUGUUGAAUAAAUUUGAUCAUUGUACAUUUUGUUCGUUUUAG